Molecule: messenger RNA, 771 nt
Organism: Colletotrichum karsti
Lineage: Eukaryota; Fungi; Ascomycota; Sordariomycetes; Glomerellales; Glomerellaceae
Exons: 1
Coding region: 1-771 (256 amino acids)
Source: RefSeq, a predicted model, not a curated record
AUGGACGGCGACCUAGACUACUCGGACGACGUGGAAAUAUGCGAGCCGGUCGAUAAUCCACAUUACGCCGAACCAUCUCACCCCCUGCGUUCCAACAUCUUCAACGGCGGACGAGGCUACCUCGUGGCGUAUCCGUCGAUAGGAGGCCGCGUCAUCCUCACCCCGACUCCCGUCGACCUGCAAUAUCUCGAUCUACCCCGCACCCACGAUACUGAGCGAUCCCUAUCCAGCGUCGAAGAAGACGAUCUCGCCCUCCGCAUGCUCCGACUCGGUGCUCACUGGUGGCCGACAUGGUCGAUCUACGCCCGCCAUCGCGAAAGUCUCAACAACGGCACGGUAUACGACUUUCACUUCCCGCCAGACGUCGUCGGUGGUUAUCCGUCUUCCGGAGGGGCAUGGGUCGCCAAGUACACCCCUGAACGCAUACAGCGCUUCAACGAACGGAACUUUUCGCUUCCGAUGCGGCCAUUCGAGUGGGACCGGGUUAUGCGGCAGGUUCUCACCAUGGACGAGAAGUGUGCCGCGCUGAAGGAUUUCGGAGCGAGGUUCUAUGAGGAUGUGAGGGAGUGUGAGGAUAUACCCAAGUCGUUGGAAGAGGGAAGGCAGCAGUUUCAGCGAUAUGAGAGACACCUUGAAAAGAUGGACGAUGUUGAGUAUCAGCGCCGGUGGUAUGUCGCCUUCCACAUCGGCGGCCGGGAGAUUGAGGUGGAAGAUGGUUUUGAUGGUUCGAACGAGAAGGCGGGAAAUUGUCAGGGUUGUGUGGUAUCUUAG